AAUGAUCAAGGAAACUCUGGUGGCAACUCUGACAGCGAUGGCGCUGGAGUGGAUGACGGUAAAGGGGGAAAGUCACCUGUGUGGGCUAACUUUGAUCCCACAGGUCUUGAACGUGCAGCACAAGCAGCAAGAGAGUUAGAUAGGUCCAAACAUUCUAAAGAUGCCCUGGAUUUGGCCCAAGUUCAAGAGACAACCAAACAAUUGGAAAAACAGGAAAAAAUAAAGGAAUAUGAAUUGGGAAUCAAGCAAAUGGACAUUGAAAGGAUGCGAGCAGAGCAGGAAGAAAGGAGAAAAACCUUGGCAGAAGAAGCAAAACAUCAUCAACAAAAAGCACAAUAUCAAGAUCAACUUGCAAGAAAACGUUAUGAAGAUCAGCUAUUGCAACAGCGUAGUGUUAACGAUGAAAACUUAAAGAGGCAGGAAGAAUCUGUGAAGAAACAAGAAGCUUUGCGGAAAAAAACCAUUGAAUAUGAAGCUCAACUGAAACAUGAGAAUGAUAUGAAACGUCUUCAAGCAGAAUUGAAAGGAAAAGCUAAAAUUGAACGCGAAAAUCGAGACAUUCGUUUGGAGCAAAUAAAAGUUGAAGCUUCAGAACGAAGGCAGACAGUACUGGAGUCAAUAAAGACGGCAGGAAGCGUUUUGGGAACUGGUAUCAACACAUUUAUUUCUGAUUGGGAUCGAGUUACUAGCGCAGCAGCCGGAAUUACUUUGUUUGCGUUGGGUAUAUAUGCUGCUAGACAAGCAACUGGUGUCGUUGGGAGAUAUAUUGAAGCAAGAUUGGGCAAACCUUCAUUAAUUCGCGAAACUUCAAGAUUAACCGUCGUUGGUGCCGUUCGACAUCCAAUAAUGAUGGUAAAAAGAUGGCUUACGAGGCCACAAGACACGAUGCAAGGAAUAAUACUACAGUCAUCAUUGGAAAAGAGACUUCAAGAAAUUUCUCGUGCUACAGCGAAUACAAAACGUAAUGGAGGAGUUUAUCGUAAUCUAUUGUUUUAUGGUCCUCCUGGUACCGGAAAGACAAUGUUUGCUAAGAGUUUGGCAAAGCAUUCUGGUAUGGAUUAUGCUAUCAUGACGGGGGGUGAUAUUGCUCCUAUGGGAAGGGAAGGCGUAACGGCAAUACAUAAAGUAUUUGAUUGGUCAUCGAGCAGCAGUAAAGGUGUCUUACUUUUUGUCGAUGAAGCUGAUGCAUUCUUAAGAAAACGUAGUACGGAAAGUAUCAGUGAAGAUAUGAGAAGUACUCUGAACGCAUUUUUAUACAGAACUGGUGAAGCAUCCAGAAGAUUCAUGCUGGUACUUGCUAGUAACCAACCAGAUCAGUUUGACUGGGCCAUUAAUGAUCGCUUGGAUGAAAUGGUCAAAUUUACUCUUCCGUCUACAGACGAACGUGAACGAUUGGUGCGAAAAUAUUUUGAGGAAUAUGUUUUAAAUUGUGCCACUAGUGGACGGAAAUCUCGGCGACUUAAAAUUGACAACUUUGAUUUCAACUCUAUAUGUCGAUCGAUUGCUGAAAGAACAGCAGGGCUGUCGGGUCGAGAGAUAGCAAAACUGGCUGUUUCCUGGCAGGCCAGUGCCUUUGGUUCUAAAGAUGGUGUAUUAACAGAAGCCAUGAUGGAAGAGCGUCUACAGGAAUCUAUAGCACAACAUGGACAAAAAGUUGAUUGGCAAAAAGGAGACGUUAUUUCGCCUACGAACCUCAUGAUAAAGGGUUCAAAACCUGUUCCAUAAUUGUUUACCAUUGACAUUAAGAAUGGAGAGAGAAGUAUUCGAUAAUAUGACUGGCACAAUAUUGUGUAACUGUUCACCAAUUGUGCUAACCAAAUAGUGAAUGCAAUGAUAGAGAAAAUUAAUCGGUUUUGUUGUCUAAUUAAAUCAAUAUUCUUUUCAUUUAUGUGACUUACGUUCGUUACCAAGCCUUUCAUGAAAUCAUCAUAGAUCAUUAAAAUUCCUUUGAUGUCAUUUAGCAGAAGGCGACUCUCCCAUGGCAGACUUUCGUAGAAUCCUUACGAAGAGACGUGUAUUUCGACUAUUUUAGGGUUAUAUGUGAGAAUACAUUGUGACGUAGCCAGCCCAUUUUAUUUCUCUGACUACGUCUGAACAUAGUUCAUUGCAGCAGGCGGAAAAAGAUGUUACUGAUGAGGUAACAAAAACCCUGAAAGAGAAUGAUCAAAAAGGCUCAGAGCUUGCUGACAAAUUUGAUGGUCUCGCCAACGAAGCAGAAGAGCUUUUUGAAUUGUGCGAACCAAAUCCCAAGAAAAAGUCUCGCAAUAGACUCUCAACGUUGUGGAAAAGAAUAAAAAAAUUCCCCGGAAGAGUAAGGCGAAGAAUGACAAAGUUUUGGAGGAAUUAGUAGUGCAUAUAGAGUGUCCCCCCCCCAAAAGGAACCCGCACAAAUAAUUAUAUGUAUGCAUUAAAAUUAAAUCUGCAAAAAAUAAUUUAUUCUACAAUAGGUAUUUGUUUCACCAGGUUAAUGUAUUUAAACGUUUGUCCAUGUUCGUUGCACUUAUGGAAAAUAUGAUGACUUUUUUAUAGCCGUUAUAACACAGUAAAUGCUUCUUUGAUUUUACAAAGCUUUUACGUAAUAAAUUUCGAUGAAAAUCA
This is a messenger RNA of Xenia sp. Carnegie-2017, 2598 nucleotides long. Its product is annotated as ATPase family AAA domain-containing protein 3-like. The annotation marks the transcript as partial. Gene Ontology annotation, biological process: mitochondrion organization. Gene Ontology annotation, molecular function: zinc ion binding; ATP hydrolysis activity; ATP binding. Lineage: Eukaryota; Metazoa; Cnidaria; Anthozoa; Malacalcyonacea; Xeniidae. The transcript is spliced from 20 exons. Gene Ontology annotation, cellular component: mitochondrion. The record is from RefSeq and is a predicted model, not a curated record.